Molecule: messenger RNA, 644 nt
Organism: Linum tenue
Lineage: Eukaryota; Viridiplantae; Streptophyta; Magnoliopsida; Malpighiales; Linaceae
Source: the annotation of a GenBank genome assembly
UCACAAUCUGAAGAGCCCUCUUAUUAUUAUUACCAUAAAAGAUGAAGAUGCCACCAUGUUCAUUCCUCACUGCAUUUGCUUCUACACCUUUCGCUCUUCGGUCUCACCGAUGCACGAGCACUGAACUCUCUAGGAGUAGCCAAUGACAAUAUGCCUCUGGAUGAAACGUUGGACGAGGAUACUGAGUUAGCGGAUGAGGAAAAUCCAAUGGGAUCAUUCUCACAACUUCCAUUGCAGUGGCAACAACAACCUCCUCCUGCUCCUUCUCCUCCUUGUGCAGAGCCACCAUUUGCCCUACCUUCUUCACCAAGCCAACAACUUUCACCGCCAACACUAUCGGGUAUUCCGGCCCACGACCCACCACCCACUCCCAGCCCACCUAAUUCCCAACCUAGUCCGAUAACACAAAUGCCAAGCCCACCUAACUUUCCGAUCGGCCCACCAUUACCAAUGCCAAGUCCACCUAACUUUCCCAUGCAAGAUAGAUUUUGUGCCAGCCAAACCAACCGCCAAAAAUGUGGCAUUUUUCUAUCCACAUAUAGCAUCCAAAUUCUAUUCUAGCUAGCUAGAUCAACAAUGUUAUCGCAUUCACAUUCAUUGAUGUUGAACUCUUAUCCGGUUGGCGCAUGUGAUACCUUUCCGAG